Guyanagaster necrorhizus is the source of this 701-nucleotide messenger RNA. RefSeq lists its product as uncharacterized. The transcript is spliced from 3 exons. The record is from RefSeq and is a predicted model, not a curated record. NCBI's taxonomy places the organism in Eukaryota, Fungi, Basidiomycota, Agaricomycetes, Agaricales, Physalacriaceae. Bases 6 to 701 code for a protein of 231 amino acids.
CAACGAUGGACGUCGACUGGUGUUUGACUUGUGAACGCCAUUUGAGCGGCUCAUGGACGUAUUGCUCCCCAGAAUGCCAGAACAGAGGUCCCGCUAAUGUACGGGUCCUGCCCUCCUCGUCCUCGAGUGCAGAGAGCGACGAGGAGCCCAUCUACCACACCAUUCACGACGUGUCGCCCUCGUCCUGGACAUGGGAGAAGAUACAUGCAUGGGCAACCGUGAUCCCUGAGGUGGUGCCGGUGCCCCGACCACAACGCCCAUACCGGACCCCAAAACUGCUUAGCCAGCGUCGGACGCCGCCCACCGUCGCGAUGACCAUCCCAGAGCAGAGUCGUUCAGACCGCUCCCUUCCGAUAUCCCUUCCAAAAAGGCCGGCCACCGUUCUAGCUACGCUCGCCGACCACUUACGGACAUGGGCUGUGUCCCGCCCUUGCUUCCCGCCCCCGCCGUCACCGACGGACUCGUUCAUCACCCUUUCUUCUAUGCCCUCAUCCCCUUCCUCGUCCCAAUAUGAGGAAACCGCCUCACUGCCCAUCAAAUACCGCCCCCAAGACGAGCGUCCGCCGCCCCAGACCCGCUUCCUCCACCAGCCCCCUUCUCGCCAUCCCCAGCCUUGUACACCAGCAUUGACAAUACAGCUCACUUCCAUCAGACACCUAUCAGCAUUGCUUCCGUCGUUCUGUGCAUCUUCGACGGUCUAG